Molecule: messenger RNA, 2242 nt
Organism: Pistacia vera
Lineage: Eukaryota; Viridiplantae; Streptophyta; Magnoliopsida; Sapindales; Anacardiaceae
Exons: 8
Coding region: 328-1974 (548 amino acids)
Biological process (GO): chromatin remodeling
Cellular component (GO): Ino80 complex
Source: RefSeq, a predicted model, not a curated record
ACACCACCAAACCCAGAGACAAAGACAAGACACAAAGGCGGUGACUCAAAAACUUAACAAGAGUACAUGUACAAGGGUACAAGGGGGUGACUCAAUAAAGUCACGGUAUUUCUUGCAUUAGUUGAGAUAUAACAUGGCACCUUGGCUUCAUCCAGUAACUUUCACUCUAAAUCCACCAUCUUUUUCUGCCUAUCACAGCUCACCACCUGGCUAAAAUUUCAACCCUUAAGCUUUAGGGUCCGAUAUGACCAUUUCUGCUCUCCACCCACAAAGGUAAUAUCAGCUGCACUAGGUUUGUGCUUUGACAGUUUUGAGUUUUUAACCGCUAUGGAAGGUUUGGGGGGGUUAAGGUUCAGUAAUGUAACUGGUGCUGCAAGGAAGAAGAGAAGUAAUACAUAUCGUCGUCCUCGGAAUGACUCUCAGCAACUGUCAGAUUUUCGGGAUAUUUCAUCCUUGUCAUCCACACCACCUUCUGAUAAUAAUAUGGUCAAGAUUGACGAUGGAGGAUCUGCAGAAUCUGAUGAAACUUCCAACAAUGACUUUUUCCAAGGCAAUAAUGAGCAGAGGCGUAGAGUAGAUAAAUCCAUGAGACAAAGUGAAGGUGUUCUUGCGCCAACUAACUGGAGACGCACUGGUAGCAUGGGGCAAUUUGGAGUUCUUCCUGAUAGUGGAGGAAAUGAAAAUAAAGUUAAAAAGGUUAAGCUUAAAGUUGGUGGUAUCACUCAUACCCUUGAUGGGAAGUCUGCACCAGAUGGUCCUGCUGGUGCUGGGUCUUUUUCUACGAGGUCUUAUUCCUAUUCAGAUGCCUCGCAACCACAGCAGAAGCUGGUUUUUCAGGAAAAUUCUGAUGAAAACCGUUCCAUUAGUUCAGAUAAUGGUGAUAGCUUGCAAGGAUAUGCAUUCAAGGAUUUCUCUAACAGUGGUGUAAGAGAAUAUGGUUCUAAGAGUAAGACAGCUUACAGAAGCAUAUCUGCGAAGGAAACAGAAAAAUAUGAGCCAGUUCGAAAGAGCAAGCGGGUUGCUAAGAGACGUUCUAUAGAUGGAGAUCUUGAUGAUGGAAAUGAUGAUGAGGAGAUUCGAUACCUUGAAAAGGUAAAAAAAUCUAAGAUCAGCACGAACUAUGGUGCAGAAUAUGAAGAUGAUGAGGAAGGAGGAAGCAGAAAGCAACGUAAAAUAUCAAGGGUAUUAGAAAGGAAUGUUGAUGUCCUAUAUGAUUCAAAUGUGGAUGAUUAUGGCUCCUUAAAAUCAGGUAAGGUAGGUAAGAAGUUGAGAUCCGGCAGAGUAUCUGAAGAUACUGAUUAUGUGGAAGACGAAGUAUUGUCAGAUGUUGAACCUGUAAUCAACAAGAAGAAAGCAAGAAAGGAGUUUGUAGAUUUGUUGGGAGAUUCAAAAAAGGAAAUGACAAUCACCACUCGUCAACGUGCACUACAGACUGGCAAAGAUGUCUCUUCCAGUUCUGGUGCAAGUCUAAUUGAAUUUCCCGAGGGAUUGCCUCCUGCUCCACCAAGAAAGCAAAAGGAGAAACUGACCGAAGUGGAACAGCAACUAAAAAGAGCAGAGGCCCUGCAGAGACGUAGGAUGCAAGUUGAAAAGGCAGCAAGGGAGUCUGAGGCUGAGGCAAUCAGAAAAAUACUAGGCGUAGAUUCCACUAGGAAAAAGCGGGAAGAUAAGAUGAAGAAACGGAAAGAAGAAUUGGCACAGGAGAAGGCUGCAAAUGCUAUGAUACUUGCAUCAAACACUGUUAGAUGGACCAUGGGUCCUUCAGGGACAUUCGUAACAUUCCCCAAUGAGGUGGGCUUGCCGAGUAUCUUUGACCACAAAACUUGCAGUUACCCUCCGCCGCGUGAGAAAUGUGCCGGUCCAUCAUGUCCUAAUCCAUACAAGUACAGGGAUUCCAAAACAAAACUCCCCUUAUGCAGUCUCCAAUGCUACAAGGCACUGCAGGAAAAAAUGCCCUCAGUUUCUGCCUGUUGAUCAGGUCAUUACUUAUUUCGAUUUCGGCUUUCCAAGUAAACUGUUGACUACACCAACACCAACUUGCCCAUGUAAUACAAUAUUUACAACCAUAAUAAGCAGCUACUCGGCACCAUUACUGUAUAGUUAAAAGGUUAAAGUAUGUAUGUAGAUCUCAAGAACUGGGCUGCUGAAGCCUGGAAAAUAUGGAGAUUGUUCCUGUUUGAUUGAAGAACACAAAGUUCUGUUGUAUGUUGUAAUGAAUGUGGUUUGAUACCAUUAUUAUAAA